AUGGUCUUGCAAGAGAGAUUAAUCCCUCAUUGCUCUCCGCAUCGCAGGAGUGCCUGGAAACCCAAUUCUCGGAGUGGUACACUGCAUUAA
Molecule: messenger RNA, 90 nt
Organism: Penicillium digitatum Pd1
Lineage: Eukaryota; Fungi; Ascomycota; Eurotiomycetes; Eurotiales; Aspergillaceae
Source: RefSeq, a predicted model, not a curated record